ACCUCAGGGUGCGCCCUGAGCGGCUGACAAGCAGAGCUGCGCAAUGAUCGAGGCUGAGCGCAUAGGUGGGAUCUGGGACAAUGGGUGUGUAGCGACGGAGGAGAUAAAACAACCAAAGAAGAAUCUCUCCUAUACUUUCUAAUUCUAUUUGUAAUAAAUAAGAUGUCUAAGCGAGUCAGACCGGGCUAUUACCGCCAAGAAGUCAACAAAACCACAUGGGAAGUACCGGAGCGGUACCGGGAGCUGAGGCAGGUGGGGACCGGAGCGUACGGGACGGUGUGCUCAGCAGUGGACUCCAGAGCAGGAACCAAAGUGGCCAUCAAGAAGCUGUACAGACCUUUUCAGUCGGAGCUCUUCGCCAAGCGGGCCUACAGGGAGCUGAGGCUUCUCAAACACAUGAAACAUGAAAAUGUGAUCGGCCUAUUCGAUGUGUUUACCGCUGACCUCUCUCUGGACAGAUUCCAUGACUUUUAUCUGGUCAUGCCGUUCAUGGGGACAGAUCUGGGGAAGCUGAUGAAGCUGCAGAGGCUGUCAGAGGAGAAAAUUCAGUAUUUGGUUUAUCAGAUGCUCAAAGGGCUUAAGUAUAUUCAUUCUGCUGGUAUUAUUCACAGGGACCUUAAACCAGGAAAUCUUGCCAUCAACCAGGAUUGUGAGCUCAAGAUCUUGGACUUUGGUUUGGCACGGCAGGCAGACAGCGAGAUGACGGGCUAUGUGGUGACUCGCUGGUACAGAGCCCCAGAGGUCAUCCUGAGCUGGAUGCACUACACUCAGACGGUGGACAUUUGGUCUGUGGGCUGCAUCAUGGCAGAGAUGCUGCAAGGAAAACCUCUUUUUAAAGGCAGCGACCACCUAGAUCAGCUGACUGAGAUCAUGAAACUCACAGGAACACCAUCUCAGGAAUUUAUAUCAAAACUAGAAUCUGAGGAUGCCAAAAGCUACAUCAAAAGCCUCCCAAAAGUGGAAAAGAAAGACCUUCAGAAGGUGUUUCCCACAACUAAUCCACAAGCCGUGUCUGUGCUGGAGCACAUGUUAUUGCUGGAUCCGGAGAGCAGGGUAACUGCUGCAGAGGCUCUCGAGAUGCCUUACUUCACCGAGUUCAGAGAACCAGGGGAGGAGACGGAAGCACAGCUGUACGACCACUCGUUAGACAACACAGACCAGCCCCUGGACCAAUGGAAACGUCACACGUUCACAGAGAUCUUGACCUUCAAACCAGUUCUGCCAGAUUCUAAGGAAACUGCAUUGUAAGACACAAAGAUCUGGCUGAGCAGUGUUGGACCAGAACAAACUCACCUGUCUUUUUAUCUUGAUCUCGAUGGGGAUUAAUGAAUGCCUCUGAAUCCAGUUCACAAUUCUCUUAUAAAUACAAGCCGCCAUGUUUUGGAUUUAUCUUUCAACAUCAUGUUGGUCCACCAGCUUGUGUCCUGACUUCAGUAUCUGACCUUUCCAGUGUGUCCUAAUAUGCUGAGGAUGCUGUAAAAUAUUCUCUGAUAACUAACGUGAGUUAUCAAGAAUUAUAUAUUUUUUUUAUUACUCUGAAUUUCAGUUUCACGUCAGUGGUACAUAUAUGUUGUAAGAGUGGGUUUUUUUGUUUGUGUGUUUUUUAACCAAAUACAUCACUACCUGCAUUUUGGGUUAGAUUUCAAGUCAAGGAAGUUCACAAUAAUUUCUGAAAUUCUUGACAGAUCCUGGUAAAAUAAAACAGUACAAUGCGUCAUGCUGCAAAUGAAACAAAAAGUAAACUAAUCACAAAUACUUCAUGGACAGUCAUUCAUUGAUUUUCAUUUCUAAAUUAUUUUUCUUACAAUAUGUUGUUUUGUGAUGUAGCAUCCCCUCCAGUGACUACGUGCCCUUAAAGGACAUUUGAUUGGAAUUUGAUGGGACGUCCUUGUGUGCGUGUGAAUGUGUCUGUGUGUAGUCUACGUGUCCUCUCUGACCUCGGUAUUCCUCCCAGUGGCCUUAAGAUAGCGACAAAACAAAAACACUGCUGAGAUGCUGAUCUUACAAAAUCCAUCCCAGCAGGUUGUGCACAAUCAUUCCCGUUUUGAUUUUUAUACCAAAAGCCAGACUUGCAUCUGAUUACGUUGUUUUUUGAAACACUGAAAGUAGCACAAAACACGUUAUGUAUUAAUUUGUGAAUUAAUGUUUCUAAUGCCACUCAUGCAUUUUUAUCAUUAAAGAUUCUCUUU
Molecule: messenger RNA, 2189 nt
Organism: Epinephelus moara (kelp grouper)
Lineage: Eukaryota; Metazoa; Chordata; Actinopteri; Perciformes; Serranidae
Gene: mapk12a
Product: mitogen-activated protein kinase 12a
Exons: 12
Coding region: 163-1248 (361 amino acids)
Biological process (GO): protein phosphorylation; intracellular signal transduction
Cellular component (GO): nucleus; cytoplasm
Molecular function (GO): ATP binding; MAP kinase activity
Source: RefSeq, a predicted model, not a curated record